UUCUUCAAUUACAUGUUUAUUGUUGUGAUGUGUUCUCCGUUGCUCUCUUCGCUCUUUUCUCUUCAAGCUGCUUCAAUCCUGAAUUCCUCAUCUACGUGAAUCUCUGUGUGUUUCUCUCUUCAUCAAGUUUCAAUUUUGAUCACAAUACCCCCUUGACUCCCUCUCCAAUCCCUUUAUUCAAAACAGAAAAGAAUUAAAAAAAAAAAAAAAAGAGAAACAGAAGAACAAAAAGAAAGAAAUGGGUUGCACUGUGAGGGAAAAGCACAUCAGAGCGAAUCGGAGGCCCCGAUCAUCAUCGAAACCCGAUUCUGAUUCGUGCGACAGAGACCCGAUUUCCAAAUCUAUAGCUGAGUCUGGCCUCAAGCCCUUCAGGUACCAUCACCAUGUGCCUCCCAACAACAACAACAACGAACCUUCUUCUACCCAGAACACGAACCCUAACUCCGAUGAAACGGGUUGGGGUUACUGCACGGAGGAACAGUUGGAGGAGAUCCUCUUGAAGAACCUCGAAUUCAUUUACAACGAAGCGGUUUCCAAGCUCGUCGCUUUGGGUUACGAUGAGGACGUUGCGGUCAAAGCUAUUUUGAAAAACGGCCAUUGCUACGGCGGAAUGGAUGUUCUCACCAACAUACUACAUAAUUCGUUAGCCUACUUGAAUAAUAAUAAUAACAAUAAUAAUAAUAAUAGUGCUGGAAAUGGUGGGAAUUUGGACGAGAGUGAGGCUGCUUUCUCUGAUUUGAGGCACUUGGAGGAGUAUUCUCUUGCUGGUAUGGUGUGUUUGUUGCAACAGGUGAGGCCUCAUUUGAGCAAAGGUGAUGCAAUGUGGUGUUUGCUAAUGAGUGAUCUUCAUGUUGGUAGGGCCAGCACUAUGGAGAUUCCGGUCCCGGGAAGUGGGUACCCGAGUACUGCCACUGUGGCUGCCACGGUUGAAGGUGGUGGUAAUUCGGUGGUAGUUGGUGAUGGUGGUGGCAAUUCGGCGGUUGGUGGUGGUGGUGUUAUGGCUCCUGCAUUGUGUAGGUUUCAUGGUGGUUGGGGAUUUGGGAAUGGGGCAGGCUCAGGGUUUCAGGCGAAUGGGUUGUUCUCUUAUGGUGCUGCUGAGAUGAAUUUGCAUCUGCAAAGGGAUAUUGAGUUCCCUAAGAGGUUUAAUCUUUCGCCUUCCAUGAAAUCAUUGUUGAAGAGGAAUGUGGCUGCGUUUGCUGCUGGUUUUAGGGCGAAUUCGAAGCAAUUGCAGACUCAGGCUCAGGUGAAGGCCUUUUCUGGUAGUGCUUCUGUGUCGAAGUUGGAUUCUCCGGCUGUGAAUGGGGCUGAAGCACUGGUUGAGCAGCCUGGACAGGUGGGAGAAUCUCAGAAUGUUGAUAGCCAAGAUGCUGUGAAUUCAGUGCUGAGUAAGUUUCGUGAUCUUAAUCUUGAUGAGAAUUUGGAGCUUGUGGCAGAGGAUCAGAAGGAUGAGGUGAUAGUCACUUUGUUUCAUCAGAUCAAGGAUCUUGAGAAACAGGUCAAGGAGCGAAAAGAUUGGGCUCAUCAGAAGGCAAUGCAAGCUGCGAGAAAGCUAAGCAGUGAUCUUACUGAGCUCAAGAUGUUGAGGAUGGAAAGAGAGGAGACUCAGAGAUUGAAGAAAGGGAAACAGGCACUCGAGGACACCACCAUGAAGAGGCUCUCAGAGAUGGAAAAUGCUUUGAGAAAGGCUAGUGGUCAAGUGGACCGUGCGAAUGCAGCCGUGAGGAGACUAGAGACAGAGAAUGCAGAAAUUAAAGCAGAGAUGGAGGCUUCCAAGUUAAGUGCAUCAGAGUCCGUGACAGCUUGCUUAGAGGUUGCAAAAAGGGAGAAAAAAUGCUUAAAGAAGCUUCUUGCUUGGGAGAAACAGAAAGCUAAGCUGCAGCAGGAGAUUGCUGAUGAAAAAGCAAAGAUAUCGGAGACACAAGAAGUCUUGGCUCAGAUUAGACAGCGCCAAAAAGACGCGGAGGAUGUAAGAAGAGCGGCUUAUAAUUUAAGACAAAGAAGGAUGGAAGAAGAGAGGUUUAUAACACUCGAUCAGGCGGGGAAAAAGAGGAACGAAUCAGAGAGAAGACAGAGGGAGCAGACUUAAGCAGCGGUGGUGAUCUGCGGCGAUGAUCUGCAGCUGCGAUCUGCAGUGGCGACGGCUUCAUUUCUUCCUUGAGCUGACUGCACUUCCAGCAGCAGAGAGAACGACAGAGAGGGAAGAAGGAGAUGGAGGAAGAAGAGUUGGAGUCGGAUGGUGGUGCCUGGCAUGCCGCCGAUGGCUCUUCUGGCAGCACCCCAGCAGUGCAGCAGAGAGGGAUUCCGAGAAAGAUAGAAGAGAUUUUUGGGUUGGUGCCGGAGGAAGAGACUGUUUCUGAGUGAAAGUUCCUGAGAAAGAUGAUAUCUUGCUUUUAGAGUUUUCUAAAUUACCGAAAUGACCCUCAAAUUCAAAAAAACUUGCAACAAAACCUGCCAUUCAUGUUGUAGAUCGCCAUGGUGUUGCUGCGAUUGCGGCCACCAUGGUGUUGCUGCAAUUACAGUUGCCAUGGUGUUGCUGCAAUUGUGGUUGCCAUUGCGGGCAGGGUGAUUCUGACACCGCAACAGCCUUUACACUGAUUGGAAAUCCCUAAUUUUGUGCAUACAGAGGCUUCAUCUUCCUCAACCGUGAGUGCUGCAACAAACCCUAAAAAUUUGCCUGUGUGAUGGCAGUGAAUCUAACUCUCCCUCAAUAAGUGGAUGCAUCGUACAGCUGGAUUUUAGUCAGCGUAAAACACGGAUUUUUGAGUGAGGGUAGAAGUGUAAAACAAACAUUUAAUUCCUCAAUUAUGUGAAGGGAGAGCUGCAGAAAACCCUAAAACUUUGCCCCUAUGUGUGAUGGGUCACGGGAAUCCAGUUCUCCCUCAAUAGGUGGAUACGUCAUACAGCUAGAUUUACAUCAGCGGAAAACAGGGAGUUUCGAAUUUCGAGUGAGGCAGAAGUGUAACACAAAGAUCUUUUGAAAAGGAAGAAGCCGGGGUUUCUAUGCAAUGGCAAUAAGCCACUAUUUACACUGUAUGAUCUGUGGCAGCAGGAGCUCUUUGAAGCAAUAAAGCAGUGGUUUGCCACUACCAUCUAUGAGUAUGCCUGCUUGAUAGGAUUGUGGAGAUGGUAUUCAAUAGUCUGGGAUUGGUGCUAUAGAUUUUUCUUUAAAUAUGUUCCAUGUACAAUGAAUAAUUGUAAAUCAGAUUUAAUUUAAUCUUGACCAAGAAACUGCCUGAUAAUUUAGGAAAGAAGAUAAUGCGGCAUAAUAUAUACUUAUUCGAUUCCUUUUAGGCGGUUUUAUUGGAAAUUCAUUUUUUUUUAAAAAGGAAAUAGAAAUCAAUACUCAUGAGUCAUGAUCUAUGUGGCCAGCGUUGUCUAUUGGGAAAAGUUGAGGGUUUUCUAUUUCAUUAGCUCACUUCAUAUGUCUGAGGUAUUCUAGCUCUUAUAAAUGUAUUUGUUUUUAGCUAACUUGAAGAAACCAUUAACAUAUCUCUUUGCCCAUCUAUUUUCUAUUUUAUAUUCUUGUUUGGUAUCAGGCUAUUUAUUUCGUGACAUGUUACAGAUAUUCAUGAUAUUUAACCAAUCCAACUCAAUGGCAUCACCUCUCAGUUGUAUCGUGAGAUUUAUCUCUGCAGUUUGAAUCUACCCAUUUGUUAGGACUUAGGAGUGUGUUAGGAUGGACAUGGGAUUUCUGUUUGGCAUUUAUAAGGCUUUGGCCUUUCAGAUCACAGUAAAUAGCUUCUAUGAUGUGGUUCUCCCAAGGUUCGUAUCAAUUUGUAUUAGUGUCUUCAACCAUAUGUUAGUUGCAGGAAUGGUGCUGGCUGUAACAAUAAAAUUGUAGUGAUCAUUUGAUACUAGUAAGAAAGGGAGUUAGCACAAAGCCAGCCCACAUAGCCAAGGGGGCUGCAGAGCAUCCUGGAAUGUUAGGAUCCUAUUUAAAUAUAUGGGACUCAAGAUCCACAUCAGAAGUUUGAGAUUCUUGUGUGGCAUAUAUAUGGCCUUCAGCUGGCUCUCCUACCUUGCAAUGGUUGGUUCUGCGAAUGUAGCUCCGUUUGUCAUUGUUCUCUGUUAUGCUAAUAAACUUAAACAUCAAAUUCUGUCCCUUAAGGCUGCAU
Messenger RNA from Arachis ipaensis, 4115 nucleotides. Lineage: Eukaryota; Viridiplantae; Streptophyta; Magnoliopsida; Fabales; Fabaceae. The record is from RefSeq and is a predicted model, not a curated record.